AUGGCGUCGGACGAUAGCGAGAGCCCCAGUUCCCAGCGGAUGGCAAGGCUCUAUGCGCUGAUGAACUCCGACGCGCCGAACGAGCUGUCCCUGCGGCUGCCGCAGCCCAAGCCCUCGGUUGCGCCACGGCUGGAAGAGCAGCUGCGGCAUUUGGAGGACGAGCUGCAGAAGACCAAACGCCACAAGGAGGUGCUGGAAACGGAGAAGGACGAGCUUUGGGAGCAGCUGCAGAGCCAAUCCACGGCAACGGACUUGCGGCACCGCGUGAGAUCCAUGUUGGAGGAGCAGAAGCGAUUGGUGGACCAACUGCAGGCGGAGAUUGCCCAGGAAAUGACUCAGCUUCAAACGCCGGCUUCUUCGCAGAGGCACAGCUUCGAUGGACAGCCUUCCAUGGCCUUCAGGCCGGCGUCGGCACUGAGCUCAUCGGUCCAGGAGCUGGCGAGCCCUGGACAAGGCAGCCUGCAGUGUUACCCAUGGCCUGCUCCGACGGAGUCUCCCAGGGAAGCACCGGAGGAGACAGACGCCAAACUGCAAGCUAGAAGGCCGCCAGCGGCACGGGCAUGCGCAGCGGAAGCGCGUGCAAGUCCUAGCCAGUUCAGCUCCGAAUGUUUGCGAGCUUCUCCGAGCUACGCCCAACAGCUUCGCCGGGUGAGCGUGGAAUCUGCCACGGAGCCAGCAGAGGCUCCGGAUGAGACGGAUAUUCAACAAUUGCAAGCUAGAUGGCUGCCAUCGGCACAGGCAAGCGCAGCAGCCGAAGCGCAGUUCAGCUCCGAAUCUUUGCGAGCUUCUCCGAGCUACGCCCAACAGCUUCGCCGCGUGAGCGUGGAAUCUGCCAUGGAGCCAGCAGAGGCUCCUGAUGAGACGGACAUUCAGCAACUGCGUGCAAGUCCUGGCCAGUUCAGCUCCGAAUCUUCGCGGGCUUAUCCGAGCCGCGGCCAACAGCUCCGCCGGGCGAGCGUGGAAUCUGCCAUGGAGCCAGCAGAGGCUCCUGAUGAGACGGACAUUCAGCAACUGCGUGCAAGUCCUGGCCAGUUCAGCUCCGAAUCUUCACAGGCUUAUCCGAGCCGCGGCCAACAGCUCCGCCGGGCGAGCGUGGAAUCUGCCAUGGAGCCAGCAGAGGCUCCUGAUGAGACGGACAUUCAGCAACUGCAAGCUAGAAGGCCACUAUCGGCACAGGCAUGUGCAGCGGAAGCGCGUGCAAGUCCUGGCCAGUUCAGCUCCGAAUCUUCACGGGCUUAUCCGAGCCGCGGCCAACAGCUCCGCCGGGCGAGCGUGGAUUCUGCCAUGGAGCCAGCAGAGGCUCCUGAUGAGACGGACAUUCAGCAACUGCAAGCUAGAAGGCCACUAUCGGCACAGGCAUGUGCAGCGGAAGCGCGUGCAAGUCCUGGCCAGUUCAGCUCCGAAUCUUCACGGGCUUAUCCGAGCCGUGGCCAACAGCUCCGCCGGGCGAGCGUGGAUUCUGCCAUGGAGCCAGCAGAGGCUCCUGAUGAGACGGACAUUCAGCAACUGCAAGCUAGAAGGCCGGCAUCGCCACAGGCGUUCGAAGCGCGUGGCAGACCUGGCGAGCUCCGCUCCGAGCCUUCAGGGGCGAGUCCUGGCAGCCAGCAGCUUCGCCGGGCCUUUGUGGACUCCGUCAUGGAACCAGCACCGGAGGAGGCCAGUUCGCCAUUGCAAGAUGGCAGGCCACCACAGGCAAGCGCAGCUGUCCAAAUGCAUGCGAGUACGAAGCAGUUCAGCGGUGCGCGGUCGGUUUUCCCAAGCACCAGCCAACAGCUUCGCCGAGCCAGCGUGGAAUCAGCCCUGGAAUCGGCGGAGGCGCCAGAGGAGACUGACGGUCCGCAACGGCAGAGCGAGAUAGUCAACCCGAAGCACCGGCCGCCGGCAUCGAGCUCAACGACCCUUUGCAGUCCAAGCUCAAAAGAGUCGUCCCCCUCCACUUCGGACGCCUGGCAGUCCCUUCGCACGUCGCCGCAAAGAGCAGAUCCUGCGGGAGAUGGACGGCAAGACGUGCAUGGCAGGAGACUGGAAGUCUCGAACCAGUGGACCUCGGGCUCAACUCCAUGCAGCCCAAGUUCCAAGGGCAGCCCCCAGUUUGGCCCGCGAUCGGACUCGCCAAGAUCUGCGCCCAGCGAGGAUGCCCUGCCCAGCCUGCAACUGCCUCUGUCCCCACGAUCCUCGGACUCAUCGCUGCCUGCCUCUCCAGAAGACGAGCCAGGUCAGUUUGGAGACCCGUCCCGGUCUGGAGGCUUCACACGCAUGGGCACGCCACCCUCGCGAAAAAGCCCAGCAAGCCCAGGCCAGUCUGGGAGCCAGUCUGGAGGCUUCACGCGCAUGACGAUGUCGUCGCCCGCUUCGCACAGUGACGCUCCUCCCAUCAGCCCGCAGGAUGGUCGAGGCCGCGAGCCGCCGCUGCCACCACCUACGCCCUCAGAAGAUGCCGACAGCGAGUCGGAAGGCGAGGGCGAGUCGCCGCCAGCGUCGAAGACGCCAGUGGAGGUGCCGCUGAAAAGCAAGGCGCCGGUGGAGGGGAAGGCGGGUGAAGCCCAGCACGAGGAGAAAGUGAAGGUUGAGGAGAGCUGGAAGAAGAGGCAGCUUGCUGAAGGAGUGAUACUCUUGCAGAGGUGGAACUCCCAGCGGACUCACAUGGAGAUGAAGCUAAGCAACAAGAAGUUGGCGGAUCUGAAGUUUACGGUGAACAUUGCCAAAAGUGUGAAUCUGGACUUUGCAGAGCCUGCUGCCAGUAAGGGGGCGCAAACCUGCACAGUUACAGCACCAGCUGCCGCUGACACCAAGAUUUGUCAAGUUGGCCAGGUGGAUGCCAGUUCCUCAGCACAGGUGCGGCUGUCCUUCAACUGGGUGCCCCAGCCAGUGCAGCGGAAAGAGCUAGAAGGCCUAGUCAAGGGCGAUCAGACCAGGCGAGCUGAUCUGGCUGCAAAGCUGAAGGCUGCGGGCAUCACAGCGAAGCUGGGCUCUGCCGUGCUAGUGGAGGAGGCUUGCGCGAAGAGUUGCAUCAACAGGUUCGUAGACGUGGAGUUUAUGCCGACUGAUGCGUCCCUCUUCAAGGACCCAUCGAAGGCAGACAACCCGGUGGUGGUGUGGAAGCGCCCCAGUGAGUUUUGCAGUGGUCCAGUACAAAUCUUCUCCGAUGAUGUGCAGCCAUCGGACAUCAACCAGGGCUGCUUGGGUGACUGCUGGUUUCUGGCUGCCCUUGCUGCAAUGGCAGAGCAGCCCAGGCUUAUCCAGGGACUCCUGGCAAAGAAUAAGGCCCAGCACAACCAGUGGGGGGUUUACGAAGUCAGCUGCUUCAAAAAUGGCCAGCCGACCACCAUCAUUGUGGACGACUUCUUUCCAUGCUCGCCGAACACUGGGAAGCCGUGCUAUGCACACGCAAAUGCGCAAGACCGCGGCGCCAACGAGCUUUGGGUCCUCAUUUUGGAGAAGGCCUGGGCAAAGCUGCACGGCUCCUACCAGCAACUGGAGGGCGGCGCACCGUAUCGUGCCUUGAUGGACCUUCUCGGCACUGCUGGCAAAGAGUAUUCCAUCAAGCACGAGCAGCAGCCCGGUGGGCUGAUUGCGGAGAACAAGUUUUUCGAGAUGUUGCGGAGAUACGACCGGAGGCGGUACUUGAUGGUGGCUGGCACUCCGGGAGUGGAUACCCUCACCAAGGGGGACCGCUCCGGCUCGGACCAGCAUGACCAGCUCUCAGGUCUGGUGCCUGGCCACGCCUACACCCUGCUCUCAGUGCAAGAGGCCUGCGGCCAGCGCCUGCUGCAGCUGCGGAAUGUUUGGGGGGACCACGAGUGGACGGGCGACUGGAGCGAUAAGAGCCCAUUGUGGACUCCAAAGAUGCGGCAAGCCUUCAAGCCCAGUUUCAAUGAGCACGACGGCGAGUUCUGGAUGUGCGAGGAGGACUUCCAAAAGCAUUUCUCCUCUCUGAGCGUGGCCUUUUACAGCGACACCUGGGCGGUGUCCCGCAUCCCCGUGCGCAGCACCGGGCGCGACAUCUGCGGUUUGGUGUCCAUCCGCGUCGCCGCAGAAGCCAAGGGCUUCAUUACCCUCCUCCAGACGGACAUCAGGGUGGUAGGCGCUCCCCCCUACACACAGUUUUCUUUUGCCCUUUAUGGGCCAGUCAGUGAUGGCCAGCCAAAGGAAGAGAUUCUUCGCAGUCCCCUUUGGCCUGUCAGAGAGUUAGUGGAGGAGAUUCCUCCGGAAAAGCCACUUGCGCCCGGUGAAUAUUGGGUGGCCAUUUUCUCGCCAGACAAGGUCAAGGAUCGGCCUUUCACGCUGAUGGUGGAGCUGGAUGAGGGGGGCAAGGAUGCCGGCUCUAAGUCGCACGUGGCCUCCACCAUAGCCUGGGACGAGAGCUUGCGGAAAAGCCUGGCCCUCGCGUCUUGCGCCAGCUCAGGUGCGCGCAAGGCCAAGAUGGGCCCUGCCAACACGUUGGGCACGUGGCUGCCGGACGGCGGAUAUGCACUGGCAGCUUCGUGCAAAGGGGGCAACAAAGAUAUUGCCAUGACCUUUGAUUUCUCCCGCUGCAAGGGCCUGGCUUUGAGAAACGGCAGCGACGGAAAAGCUGAGAUGACCUUCCGGGCCAAGGACGGAUUGAUGCUGGCAGGCGAGUUGCAGCCGGUGGCCAGCAAGAAGUCAUUUGCUGUUUCAGCUUCAUUCCAGGAAAGCAGAUGAUGUCGUCGGGAGAGUCGACAAGAGGCCGCCAAGGCCGGGGCUUCCGCGAAGCGGAAGGAGCUUUGUUCCACUUGGGCCGCCGGCAUAGGACAUGCCUCCGCGUUGCCCCUUUGCUCGUUUU
This is a messenger RNA of Effrenium voratum, 4804 nucleotides long. Lineage: Eukaryota; Dinophyceae; Suessiales; Symbiodiniaceae. The record is from the annotation of a GenBank genome assembly.